CUUUUUUUCUUUUGUGCCGGCGCGCCAGAUUAGAUGCUGUUUCUCCGUGGAAUCGCCGUCGUCUUCAUUCUCUUCACCUCUUUCUCCGCCGCUCAGAACUCCACGUGUCCUCUGGACUUUUCCGUCCUCCAACCGUUCCGGCGUCCGAAACCCGAUGGCGCCACCACCUGCCAGUACCUCCUCCAAGGCCUACGCCUCCUUUACUCUCACCAUCUCCGUCAGACGGGUUCCUUUCUCCCGCCACCCGAUUCUGCUCCCUCUUGCUGGGCUGCUCUCCAGUCUUCCAUCGCCGGAUUCCUCCCUCGCUUCGACGUCCGGUCUACCUGUGGUUUCCAGACGCCGUGGAUUUCGCAGGGGUGCAUGAACAUCACCACCAGGUCUCAGUUCGAAUCCCUAAUCCCUAAUUCAUCCCUCACCACCACCGCCAUGCGCUGUAACACCUCUCUCGAGAGCAAUACCCCUUGCGCCUCCUGCACUCAGAGCCUCUCCGCGUUUCAGCCUUAUCUCACCGGUCCUUCCCUCGGUAACGUCUCCGACUGUGCUUCUUUUCCCUCUAUCUACGCCGCUGCUUUCGCCAAUUCCUACGGUCCCACCGAAAAAGGCACCGCCAAAUGCUUGUUUCAGCUCGAUUUGGCUUCUCCUAGCUCCGGUAAUGGCAAACUCAUCAAAAUUCUUGUUUCUUUAUCUAUCUUGCUCGUUGCCUCUGCUUUGGUUAUUACCGCUUGGUUCUGGUACUGCCGGAGGAAAAAGAACAAACUUUUUUUCAAGCCUCGGGAUACCAGUUUAGAAGCUGGCACGCAAUCUAGACUCGAUUCCAUGAGCGAGAGCACCACUCUUGUCAAAUUCAGCUUCGACGAGAUCAAGAAAGCCACCAACAAUUUCUCGCGCCACAACAUCAUUGGCAGGGGAGGUUACGGGAACGUCUUCAAGGGCGUCUUGCCCGACGGCACCCAGGUUGCCUUCAAGAGGUUCAAGAACUGUUCUGCUGGAGGGGACGCCAACUUCGCUCAUGAGGUCGAGGUCAUCGCCAGCAUCCGCCACGUCAAUCUCCUUGCUCUCAGAGGCUACUGUACAGCAACCACUCCCUAUGAAGGUCACCAGAGGAUCAUAGUCUGUGAUCUUGUGAGUAACGGUAGCCUUCAUGACCAUCUCUUUGGAGACUUGGAGGCUCAGCUUCCCUGGCCUCUCAGGCAGAGGAUCGCACUUGGCAUGGCCAGAGGGCUUGCUUAUCUACACUACGGCGCACAACCCUCCAUCAUCCACAGGGAUAUCAAGGCCAGCAACAUUCUCUUGGACGAGAGGUUUGAGGCCAAGGUUGCGGAUUUCGGGCUGGCCAAGUUCAACCCCGAAGGAAUGACGCAUAUGAGCACGCGGGUCGCAGGCACAAUGGGGUACGUGGCUCCAGAGUACGCACUGUACGGGCAACUGACUGAGAAAAGCGACGUUUACAGCUUUGGGGUGGUGCUUCUAGAGCUUCUGAGCAGGAGAAAGGCGAUUGUGACAGACGAGGAGGGGCAGCCUGUGUCGGUGGCAGACUGGGCGUGGUCGCUGGUGAGGGAAGGCCAGACACUGGAUGUGGUGGAAGACGGGAUGCCAGAGAAGGGGCCCCCAGAGGUUCUGGAGAAGUAUGUGCUGAUAGCAGUGCUGUGCUCUCACCCUCAGCUCCACGCAAGGCCAACAAUGGAUCAAGUGGUGAAAAUGCUGGAGAGUAAUGAGUUCACUGUUAUAUCCAUACCUCAACGCCCAAUCCCUCUGGUGGCUUGUAGGGAAGAGAUUGACCGCUCUGUUAGUAGCAGCAGCGGCUCCGGAAAGCUCACUAGCCCCACGGGAUAUCAGGCCUUCUCCUUCGGAGGUGAUGGACCCUCAGGGAACACAAAUACCACUUAGCUGAGAUAUGUAUGUUGUAGAUAUUAAUUUAGUGUGCAUUCAUUUCAUUCUUUGAUGCUUCUUCUGUCACUUAUGUAGUAGGGUUUACUUUUUCCAAUAAACUCAUCUUGUUGUA
This is a messenger RNA of Arabidopsis arenosa, 2002 nucleotides long. NCBI's taxonomy places the organism in Eukaryota, Viridiplantae, Streptophyta, Magnoliopsida, Brassicales, Brassicaceae. The record is from the annotation of a GenBank genome assembly.